Nomascus leucogenys (northern white-cheeked gibbon) is the source of this 1399-nucleotide messenger RNA. RefSeq names its product transmembrane protein 120A (gene TMEM120A). Gene Ontology annotation, cellular component: membrane. The record is from RefSeq and is a predicted model, not a curated record. Gene Ontology annotation, biological process: fat cell differentiation. Lineage: Eukaryota; Metazoa; Chordata; Mammalia; Primates; Hylobatidae.
GCACGAGCCCGGAAGCGGACGGGGGCGGUGGCGGAGGAGCCUCGGGUGGGCCGGGGUUGCUGCGCCGUCCUCCACUACUGGCUCCUGGCGCUGCAGCCAUGCAGCCCCCGCCCCCGGGCCCGCUGGGCGACUGCCUGCGGGACUGGGAGGAUCUACAGCAGGACUUCCAGAACAUCCAGGAGACCCAUCGGCUAUACCGUGUGAAGCUGGAGGAGCUGACCAAACUUCAGAACAAUUGCACCAGCUCCAUCACACGGCAGAAGAAGCGGCUCCAGGAACUGGCCCUCGCCCUGAAGAAAUGCAAACCCUCCCUCCUAGCAGAGGCUGAGGGAGCCGCGCAGGACCUGGAGAACCAGAUGAAAGAGCGCCAAGGCCUCUUCUUUGACAUGGAGGCCUAUUUGCCCAAGAAGAACGGAUUGUACCUGAGCCUGGUUCUGGGGAACGUCAACGUCACGCUCCUGAGCAAGCAGGCUAAGUUUGCCUACAAGGACGAGUAUGAGAAGUUCAAGCUCUACCUCACCAUCAUCCUCAUCCUCAUCUCCUUCACUUGCCGAUUCCUGCUCAACUCCAGGGUGACAGACGCUGCCUUCAACUUCCUGCUGGUCUGGUACUACUGCACCCUGACCAUCCGGGAGAGCAUCCUCAUCAACAACGGCUCCCGGAUCAAAGGCUGGUGGGUGUUCCAUCACUACGUGUCCACCUUCCUGUCAGGAGUCAUGCUGACGUGGCCCGAUGGUCUCAUGUACCAGAAAUUCCGGAACCAAUUCCUCUCCUUUUCCAUGUACCAGAGCUUCGUGCAGUUUCUCCAGUACUACUACCAGAGCGGCUGCCUCUACCGCCUGCGGGCGCUGGGCGAGCGGCACACCAUGGACCUCACUGUGGAGGGCUUCCAGUCCUGGAUGUGGCGGGGCCUCACCUUCCUGCUGCCUUUUCUUUUCUUUGGACACUUCUGGCAGCUUUUUAACGCGCUGACGUUGUUCAACCUGGCCCGGGACCCUCAGUGCAAGGAGUGGCAGGGUUGUGCACCAGAAGUUUCACAGUCAGCGGCACGGGAGCAAGAAGGAUUGAGGCUGGGCCUUCCCCUGCCGGCCCAGAGGGGCUUCUGUCCUAUGUGUUGUGGGAGGGGAUGGGAGGCACCCCUCGAGUGUGCGUGUAUCAGGGGGUCUCUUCUAUUCUCCCUUGGGUUUUAUGGGCUCUGUGGGCCCUGAAGGAAGACCUGGGCCCAGUGCCCUCAAUAAAGAGAGGCCCAGAGGUGGCCUGAGCGUGUGUGUUCUCCUGGGGGAGGGCAGGGCUGGGUGGCCCCACCACACGGGUUCCUGGGGUCUGAGUUAAGUUGAUCCAGGUGGAGGCCCCAGAUCUACUCACACAAUACCAAGCAAAUACAGAAAACAGAACUUUA